UGUUUCCCAUAUAAAAAUGCACUUUAAAAUAACCCUGGUUUUGGUUAUUUCAGUCAUUAUAUGUUUUUUGCAGGUGAGCCCCACCGAUGCCACAUUCCAGCACGCCAAAGAUGUGUUGGAGUACUUCAAAAGAAUUCGGCUGGACAAAACGAAGAACAGCGUGUACAAGUCCUACGUUAAAUACGGCGUACGCAACGUUCUGCGAAAUCCACUCCUCACGAAGGCCGGCUGUCUUAAGAAGGAAGUAAAGCUUUCCUCCGACUGCCUGAACCGCAUGGUGGACAAGGCGAGGCAGCAUGAGAAUAAAUUUUAUGCAAAGUUCACCUACGCCUGCAAGGGGCAUGCCGAAUAUUCGGCCGCGUGUCUCGAGUCCGCCCGGCCACAAUAUUACCGCCGACUGAGGGCCCUCGUUGCGCAGACAGAAAAGUGCUGGAAACUGUAGAACCCAGUUUUUUUUUCUUAUUCGAUUAACUUGAACGCUGUUCUAUCCAAACCCGCGCUAGAGCCGGUUGACCUGCUAGGCUGUUUUUCGUAAGGCUUCAAAUAAACUCAGAGACACUUAAUUGUGCAAAAAA
Molecule: messenger RNA, 575 nt
Organism: Anopheles coustani
Lineage: Eukaryota; Metazoa; Arthropoda; Insecta; Diptera; Culicidae
Exons: 3
Coding region: 17-442 (141 amino acids)
Source: RefSeq, a predicted model, not a curated record